Molecule: messenger RNA, 365 nt
Organism: Melanotaenia boesemani (Boeseman's rainbowfish)
Lineage: Eukaryota; Metazoa; Chordata; Actinopteri; Atheriniformes; Melanotaeniidae
Product: clumping factor A-like
Exons: 2
Coding region: 1-351 (116 amino acids)
Source: RefSeq, a predicted model, not a curated record
AUGACAGACUCGGACACCGUUGUGAUGACUGACUCGGACACUGUUGUGAUGACGGACUCGGACACCAUUCUGAUGACGGACUCGGACACCGCCGCCAUUCUGAUGACGGACUCGGACACCGUUGUGAUGACGGACUCGGACACCGCUGCCGUUGUGAUGACGGACUCGGACACCGCUGCCAUUCUGAUGACAGACUCGGACACCGUUGUGAUGACGGACUCGGACACCGUUGUGAUGACGGACUCGGACACAGUUCUGAUGACGGACUUGAACACCACCGCUGCGUGUCCUGUUGUCAGACGUUUUGGGUCCACAGACUGUUUCCAGGCAGCUGAUGAUGAUGCUGAUUAAAACAUGAGAUUUUA